GAGAAGUUUUGCAAUCUCAAGAGUCAUCGAGGUUGAACAACUUUCUUUAAACGCAAUUCGAUUUUUCUGAUUAUUUGUUUUGUGAUUGCCGCCGUGUGCUGCACAUUUACUAUCGAGUGACAGUCUAUCUAAAUUUGAGUUUUUGUUAUCAUCGUUGUCACCGGAAAUUGUUAGUUUUAUGGAGGAACUACAAACUGUUAAGGUAUAUCAAAUCAAGUGCAGCAGGUGAAACCCUUGGGGAAAUGGUAGUUCCCGAUGCAAUUGUUCAAGUUAAUCUUGAGGCAACUGUACCUGAACUAGCAAGUUCAGAUAAGCCAUUACAAAUUGAGAAUGGCAGAAAGGUGAAAAGGUACAUUCACUGUAGUGAUGGCGUUUACGAAGAGUACAGCAGUGAUGAAGAAGGAGUCUGCAAGGUCCAGACUAGUUCCACACUUGUUGAUCCAAAAACCAUGGCUUGGAUGCCUUGGUUUUCACAUGUGUCGUCAAAGGCCUUGGCGGCUUGUGAUUAUGUUGGGGAAACCCUGGCAGACUUCCUUGGUAUUACUGCCCCGAAAUAUCAGUAUGAGAUAGAAGAGGCUAAACGGAUGCAAGAAGAAGAAAAUGCUGAGAAGAAAGCUAUCGACUUGGAAAUGGCAGGAUGGAGAGAUCAAUCAACUACUGGACCGGAACCUCAAACUAGUACCCCUAUUUCAAUUCUUCCUAAAGUUAUUCCAAAUCAAGUUAGUACUGGCACAAAUGUUUAGCUUAGGGGUUAAAACACAGGUAGAUUUAAACUGAUACCAGUAAAUGACGUCCUUCCAGAAGUAACCCAUCCUGCCAGAUGGCUCUGCUUGUGCCUUUCUGUUAUUUCUUUCCUGUUUUCGCAUUUAUGCUUAACGAAAUCUAGCCCUUUUCCUUGUCAAAUUUGUAUUAUAAUAUUUACUAAGCUUCUCGAAAGCUUUGUUCGAAUCAAGAACUUGAGAUGAGGGAGCGCCGUCUUGUAUCAACAUUUGUCUUUCAUUAUCGAGUUUGAGGUUUCGUGUCUUGCGUGACUACCAUACACACCGAAGAUUCUUCGUUUUUCUUCCUUUCCUUUCCUUUCUUCUUCUCUAAACGCAAAUAGACAGUAAAGUAAGGUG
Daphnia carinata is the source of this 1118-nucleotide messenger RNA. RefSeq names its product protein FAM177A1-like. The record is from RefSeq and is a predicted model, not a curated record. The coding region runs from base 243 to 743 and encodes 166 amino acids. The transcript has 3 exons. NCBI's taxonomy places the organism in Eukaryota, Metazoa, Arthropoda, Branchiopoda, Diplostraca, Daphniidae.